GGAUUGGACACGUCAUGAGCCUAUUAAUGUCAUUAGGCACUCGGUCCUAACCAGCCUAUAAAUACUCGAUGCGCAUUAGCAAGCUUAGAGACAAGAUCAGAAAUCAAGAGCUUGCAAUAUGAGAUCAAAUAUGUUGUCACUCCUCUCCGGGUUCCUCCUCGUGAUGACCGUCCAACAAGGUUUGCACACAAUUUCGGUGUGCGCCGAUGAGACCAGCACAGUCUUAGACUCGACCACAGUCUACUGGCAAAAAAUGCUUCCCAACUCCCCCAUGCCACCAGCUAUAGUCGAGCUCCUGGCCUCGUCAUCAUCCGGUAGGAAAAUCCAAAAUCAAAAGUCUCAACUUUCAUUGUGGGGCCUAGUCCGGAAGCUUAUUUCAUUUUAUGGUAAUAACGAAGUUGAGAAGCUUAUUCCAUUCUAUGGCGAAAACAAUGUGGAGCAGAUUAUUCCAUUUUAUCCGGGCACCAAAGAUGAGAAGAACGGUCUAGCAAGGAUUAUUCCAUUUUACCCGGGAACCAAAGAUGAGAAGAAUGGUCUGCCAAAAAUUAUUCCCUUUUAUCCGGGAACCAAAGAUGAGAAGAACGGUAUGCCAAGGAUUAUCCCAUUUUACCCGGGAACCAAAGAUGACAAGAACGGCUUGCCAAAGAUUAUUCCAUUUUAUCCGGGAACCAAAGAUGACAAGAACGGCUUGCCAAAGAUUAUUCCAUUUUACCCGGAAACCAAAGAUGACAAGAACGGCUUGCAAAAGAUUAUCCCAUUUUACCCGGGAACCAAAAAUGAGAAGAACGGCUUGCCAAAGAUUAUCCCAUUUUACCCGGAAACCAAAGAUGAGAAGAACGGCUUGCCAAAGAUUAUCCCAUUUUACCCUGAAACCAAAAAUGAAAAGAACGGCAUGCCAAAGAUUAUUCCGUUCUAUCCAAGAAGCAAAGACGAGACCAACGGUUUGCCAAGAAUUAUUCCAUUUUACCCAGCUGGAACCCAAAAAGAUGAGAUCAACGGUUUGCCAAAAAUUAGCAUGAAAAGAAGGACGUCGAGUGUGCAAGCAGAAGAAGACGAGCACGUCACCGCCACGGAGGCCACAGAGAUCCCCAACCAUCUCAACCAUUUUUUCUUCGAAAACGAGGUUCCUCCGCAUCAAAAUGAUGCACACAACCAUAUCCAUCACAACCAUUUCACCAUCUCCAACCUCUUCUUCCUCGAAGAAUCCCUGACACCAGGAACCACAAUCAACCUCUACAUCCUGCCAUCCACCAGCACCGGCGCCGCCUUGCUCCCCCGCGCCGUCGCCGACUCCAUCGCCAUGACCACAACCAGCUACCCCACCAUCCUGGACACAUUCUCUCCGGUGACCAGAUCCAUGGCGGAGGACAUCUGGACUGUUCUCGACGUGUGCGAGCAGUCCGCCAUGGGAGGCGAAGACAUGAAGAACCAGUCCUGCGCCACCUCGGUGGAGUCCAUGGCGGAGUUCGCGGCCUCCGUGCUCACCGGCGGCGACACGCACGGCCUCCGGGCUUUCUCUUCUCCUGACGUGCCGGCGAAGGGCGCCAUGGACGGGCCGAGGUAUAAGGUGACUGCGGCGAGGCGGGCGACGGAGUCGAUGGAGACGAUGACUUGCCAUGAUCUGAGCUUCCCUUUUCCGGUGUUUUUGUGCCACUCGGUGAACCCGACCAAGGUGUUCGAGGUGACGCUGGAGAGGGAAGAAGCUGAUCAGCUGGCCGGAGCUGGAGACGAUGGCGCGGAGAGGAUGGAGGUGCUCGCCAUUUGCCACCUGGACACGUCGGCGUUCGAGCCGGAGAAGAUGCCGGGGGGGAUCAAGCCGGGGGAAGCCACGGUGUGCCACUUCAUCGGCAAGGACACCAUCCUCUGGGCAACUGCUGCUUAAUUAGCUAGCAGAAGAUGCAUGUUAAUUACAUCUAUAUAUGCGUGCUGUGUUAAUUUGUGUAUACAGUAUAAGUACGUAUGUAUCUAGCUACUCACUCCGUUCCUAAAUACUUGUCGUGGUUUUAGUGCAAACAUUUAGGAACAGAGAAUACUUUGUUGUGUGAUCCCACAUAUACGGUGUACUGUGACGAUGCAUGAUAUGGUACGGUAUCUAUGUAUACAAAGGUGCCAUUGCUAUGUAAAACAAAAUGAAUAAAAUCCCAUGCGCGUCAUAUAUGUGCUUUUUUA
Brachypodium distachyon (stiff brome) is the source of this 2169-nucleotide messenger RNA. RefSeq lists its product as uncharacterized. The record is from RefSeq and is a predicted model, not a curated record. The transcript is spliced from 4 exons. The coding region runs from base 119 to 1882 and encodes 587 amino acids. Lineage: Eukaryota; Viridiplantae; Streptophyta; Magnoliopsida; Poales; Poaceae.